Molecule: messenger RNA, 777 nt
Organism: Thelazia callipaeda (thelaziosis nematode)
Lineage: Eukaryota; Metazoa; Nematoda; Chromadorea; Rhabditida; Thelaziidae
Source: the annotation of a GenBank genome assembly
AUGGAUUUUGCAGUAAGUAUUCAUCACCCGACUUGGCAUCAAGGAAGCGUUCGAAUUUUUUCAGCUUACAAAGCAUUUACUACUGAUAAAUUGGACGCGUUUUUGGGUGUUCGAAUGGGUCUCAAACAUGUUAACAUUACACUUACAAGUGUGCCGUCAUCCAAUGUUGAUUCUCAAAAAUCAUUGAACGGUUUAGAAUACAACGAACGAUUUGAAUUUCUUAAUGUAUUUUCAAUGGAAAUGGAAUUGGAGAAAAGUCUAAAAAAAGGUUUGCCUUAUCCAAUUCUAAAAGUAAUUGAGUAUCUAAGUGUGGAUCGAGCUGGAUUUGUUUGGGGAAGGCAAUAUCGUCUUGCUGGACAUUAUACUAUUUAUUUGCUUUGGACAGCAUUCGCAGUAUGGAUAGUUCAGGUGUUGAUGCUGUGUUUGGUGCCACAUUACUUUGCCAAAAUGGUUACCAUAGUUGGAUUUCUGAUACUGUGCGCGGAUUUCAUAUACUUCACAUUUGUGCCUAAAAACUUCCAAAUCCGGUUCCCAUCCUUCGAUGGCUCAAUCGCUACGCUUGAAUUCCACCUCUCAACGUGCUUCUAUAUGACACUUGUUGCUGGUUGGUGCAUUAUUAGUGUAAUAUAUGGAGGAAUACUGAUAGUUUUGCAAGCGAAAUCAUUAUACACCCUAAAAACUUUCGUAUCAUCUCAAAUCGAUCAGCACUGUUGUAAAAUAAGAGAAGAAACCACAAAUAUUGCGUUGACCUUCGACCUUCAUGUCGAUGGCAACUGA